Molecule: messenger RNA, 960 nt
Organism: Acanthisitta chloris (rifleman)
Lineage: Eukaryota; Metazoa; Chordata; Aves; Passeriformes; Acanthisittidae
Gene: PARVG
Product: parvin, gamma
Exons: 12
Coding region: 1-960 (319 amino acids)
Biological process (GO): establishment or maintenance of cell polarity; substrate adhesion-dependent cell spreading; actin cytoskeleton organization
Cellular component (GO): cytoplasm; actin cytoskeleton; focal adhesion
Molecular function (GO): actin binding
Source: RefSeq, a predicted model, not a curated record
AUGGAUCCAGACUUUUUAAAUGCAUUUGCACAGCCUCCUACUCUUGUGACUGAGAAUGUCAUUGCGCAAGGUGAGAAGAGGAAACUCAUAAAACCAACCUCAAGGAACAAUCCCAAAUUGGAAGAAUUAAAACAGUUAUUAAUUGACUGGAUUAACAGGACACUGCAAGAAGAGCACAUAGUAGUUAAAAGUCUGGAAGAAGACCUGUAUGAUGGGCUGGUACUUCAUCACCUCUUGGAAAACCUCGGAUCUCUCAAGCUGGAUGUUGACAAGAUUGCACUAACAGAAAAAAAACAGCGACAGAAACUCUCUGUGAUUCUGGAAGCUGUGGCCAAGUGUUUGCAACUGGAAGAAAGUCAGCUGAAAUGGAGUGUGGAAUCUAUCUUGGCCAAGGACUUACUGAGCACACUGCAUCUUCUGGUUGCUAUUGCAAAGCACUUUGCACCCCACCUGGCCCUGCCUCCAAAUGUUCAAGUGGAAACGAUCAUCAUUGAGAACACCUCCAGAGGAUUAAAGACAGCAAAUGCAAUGGAAUAUAUAACAGAAAACAAAGACAAUAUAGAAGCACAGUCAAAAGAUGAUGCCUUUGAUGAAUUAUUUAGCCGUGCUCCAGAUAAACUGGAUGCUGUAAAAAAGGUGUUUUUGCAAUUUGUCAACGAGCAUGUUGGAAAAUUAGGAUUAAAUGUCAACGACAUCAAAUCUCAGUUUUCAGAUGGAGUUAUCUUACUACUCUUAAUUGGACAACUGGAGGGUUACUUUCUGCAUUUGAGGAAUUUCUUCCUGACGCCAGCCAGCACCACGGAGAUGCUCCACAAUGUUAACCUUGCAUUGGACUUGCUGGCAGAUGGAGGUCUUCUGAAUUUCUCUGUGAACUCUGAAGAUAUUGUGAACGGAGAUGUGAAGACUACAAUGAAGAUUCUGUACUGCUUGUACUCCAAAUACAAGACCAAAGAAGCAUAA